UUUUUCUCUUCCUUCCGAAUUUCAUCUCAAUUUCGAUUUCCUCUUUGCAUUUCUUCUUCGAAAGUUGAUAUUUGCUUGCAAGAUUUUGGGGAUUGAUUGAAAUAAUCCUAUUGUGAUCGAUGAGGCCGAUACGACUGCCGGAGCCACCGAGCCCUACUAUGGUUAAGGCAGAUAUAUUUGAAGGCGGGGUUUAUGGCGUUAUUAGGCGGGCGAUUGUCAUCGGUAAUGGGUCUUCCGGUUCUGAGAAUCAGUGUAUCGGUUUGGUUCAGGCGCUUGGCCUGGCUGACAAGCAUGUGCUCUAUCGAGUUUCGAGGCCUAGAGGAGGAAUAAAUGAAUGGCUCCACUGGCUUCCCGUUUCUCUUCACAAACGAUUAGAUUAUAUCAUGAUCCAGAUAGGUGUUUACACUCGGAUUUUGUUGCGAUCCAAAAGGACAAAACUUGUGCCUCUAUCUUCAGAAAAUGGUGGAAGCAUGGGCUUGUCAUGCAUUCUAGAAGCUGACUUGAAGCAUAUUGUAUCGAUGGCUAAGGAGACUUAUGAAAAGGAUGGACCUUUAUUGGUGGUUGCAUCUGGUAGGGAUACCAUAACUAUUGCAAGUUCCAUCAGACGCAUGGCAAAAGAGAAUGUUUUUGUGGUGCAAAUUCAACAUCCAAGGUUGCAUUUGAAUCGGUUUGAUAUGGUCAUCACCCCUCAUCAUGAUUAUUAUCCUUUAACUCCUCAAGCACAAGAGCAAGUUCCUCGAUUUAUAAGGAAGUGGAUAACUCCACGCGAACCUCCAGAUCAGCAUGUGGUCUUGACUGUUGGAGCCCUGCAUCGGAUUGAUUUUGCUACAUUACGUAGUGCAGCUAGUGCAUGGCAUGAUGCAUUUGCUCCUCUUCCAAAACCCUUAUUGGUGGUCAAUAUUGGAGGGCCUACAAGUAGCUGUCGAUAUGGUGUGGAUCUUGCAAAGCAGCUGGUAACCGGUUUGUUGAGUGUUCUUGCAAGCUGUGAAAGCGUCAGAAUAUCCUUCUCAGACAGAACUCCUGAGAAGGUAUAUAACGUUGUUGUGAAAGAACUUGGGGAUAAUCCAAAAGUUUACAUCUGGGACGGACAAGAGCCAAAUCCACACUUGGGCCACUUAGCUUGGGCAGAUGCAUUUGUUGUAACCGCAGAUUCGGUUAGCAUGAUAAGUGAGGUUUGCAGUACUGGGAAGCCUGUCUAUGUCAUUGGAACUGAGCGCUGUAAGUGGAAGUAUUCAGCGUUCCACAAAUCUUUGAAGGAGAGAGGAGUCAUCCGCCCAUUCACAGGCACUGAAGAUAUCUCGGAGAGCUGGAGUUACCCUCCGCUGAACGACACAGCAGAAGCAGCUACUCGGGUGCGGGAGGAAUUAGCCAAGCGCGGCUGGAGAAUACGACCAUAGGGGAAGUCUGUGGAUAUGUUUUACACACACUGCUUCAUUUGUCAUAAAAAAUGGUACCCCUUCACCUCUUGAGCAUUACUUUUGUACAAUGGUGCACAUAGGAACAGAGAAUUACAAGCAUUAAUGGUUUCAAAUCCAGUUCUUGGACAAAACUUGAGAUAAGAAUAAUGAAGCUAGCAGCUGUUUGUUAGUGCGGCUUGUAUCAUAUGCAGAGAGGCUUUGGCUUGCUCUUUUCCACAGAUCUGGCAGCUCUUAGAUUUUGAUCAGGAAAAUUUUUAUACCGUACGGUGAAAUAUGUGUUUAUUGUAAAUUGGGUUAAUUGUAUUUGAUUAAAAUAAGCAGAAUGUUAAAUGGUUUUGUUAGUAGCUACCAUUGGAACAAACAAAUAUGAAACUGACCUUGGUUUAGUGGAAAUUAGUUACAUCUGUGUAUAAAUCAUUGGUUUAGUGGCCCAUGCUUUACUAA
Cucurbita maxima (winter squash) is the source of this 1862-nucleotide messenger RNA. Its product is annotated as mitochondrial fission protein ELM1. Gene Ontology annotation, cellular component: mitochondrial outer membrane. Lineage: Eukaryota; Viridiplantae; Streptophyta; Magnoliopsida; Cucurbitales; Cucurbitaceae. Gene Ontology annotation, biological process: mitochondrial fission. The coding region runs from base 120 to 1397 and encodes 425 amino acids. The record is from RefSeq and is a predicted model, not a curated record. The transcript is spliced from 10 exons.